AUGACGCCCGAGCAGGCGUCGCGAAUCGUCGAAGCUGAUAUGAGGGCGCACUCUGUUGUUAUCUUUGGUGCGCCGGAAGUUGAUGCGGAUCAACCUCCAUCAGCUCAACAGAAACCAACAAAACAAGCGGUGAGCGAUAUCUUGGAUUAUUUGGAUGUGGAAGGGCGCCCCACCGAGAUUCAAAGGAUGUGUAUACGUGAAGUUGGUAAAUGCCGCCUUAUCGAAUGCCUGUUUUCUUCUCGUAAAUUCUUCUUUCAAACUCUAAAGGCACUUAGAAAUUAUGCAGACUUUAAAAAUGUGUUUAUUCGUCGUUCUAUGAUACCGGUUAAGCGUGAAAUUGGUGAAUAA
Molecule: messenger RNA, 348 nt
Organism: Haemonchus placei
Lineage: Eukaryota; Metazoa; Nematoda; Chromadorea; Rhabditida; Trichostrongylidae
Source: the annotation of a GenBank genome assembly